Messenger RNA from Fukomys damarensis (Damara mole-rat), 1131 nucleotides. RefSeq names its product fibroblast growth factor 22 (gene Fgf22). The record is from RefSeq and is a predicted model, not a curated record. Gene Ontology annotation, cellular component: cytoplasm. Lineage: Eukaryota; Metazoa; Chordata; Mammalia; Rodentia; Bathyergidae. The transcript is spliced from 4 exons. Bases 1 to 390 code for a protein of 129 amino acids. Gene Ontology annotation, molecular function: fibroblast growth factor receptor binding; growth factor activity. Gene Ontology annotation, biological process: regulation of cell migration; positive regulation of cell population proliferation; fibroblast growth factor receptor signaling pathway.
AUGUCACCUGAUGAUGGCCCUCUCCUGGCCCACUUCACGGAGGCAGAACCGCGCAGCUACCCGCACCUGGAGGGCGACGUGCGCUGGCGGCGCCUCUUCUCCUCCACCCACUUCUUCCUGCGCGUGGACCCCAGCGGCCGGGUGCAGGGGACCCGCUGGCGAGACGGCCGAGACAGUGUGGUUGAGAUCCGCUCGGUCCGUGUGGGCGCUGUGGCCAUCAAGGCCGUGCACUCGGGCUUCUACGUGGCCAUGAACCGCCGGGGCCUCCUCUAUGGGUCGGUGAGUAGCAGGCGGUUCCUGGCUCUGGACGGACGCGGGGUUCCCCGGCGAGGCAGCCGGACGCGGCAGCACCAGCUCUCCACCCACUUCCUCCCCGUGCUGGUCUCCUGAGGAUCACGCUGGCUGGGGUCCGCCGGACAGCGAGUAGGAGCACAGCUGUCCUCCCGCUCAUCCCCACCUUGAGCUUCAGUAGGUCCCUACUGUGUGCCAGGCACUAGGGACACCAGGAGGUCUCCUGCCGCAAGGCCCGGCCUUGGGGAGCCCCAUCUAGGGGACAGAUGCCAGCCAUACCCAUGUAUCUGGGAGGAGCGACUGAAGGUCAAGGCCAGCUGUCAGGUCUGGGAAGGGCUCCGGUGGGAGCACCGAGGAGACAGCUUAGAGGCGGGGACACAACAGUGUCAGACAGCACUAGGGACAGGGUGUCCAGGAGGAGGAGGGUGGGCAGGCUGCUGAGGGCAGAGCACACAGGGCCCAGAACUGUGCGUGAGACAGUGAUGGAGGCAGCACCCGUGAGGUGAGCCAGUCCACAGCCUCAGGCCGGCCACCUUCCAAUGCCCAGAGCCUGAGGAUACGUCAUGUGGACAGAAACUGCAGAUGGAAUCAUAUGCCCGACCCUAAGAGGGCGCUAUCCUGACUAUCCGGGGCCCAGUGCCACCGAGGGUCCCCUGAGAAGGCACGGGAGGGUGAGAGGGAGAGAGGAAGGGACCACAAGCGAGGGCUGCGGGCCAAGAUGGCAACCUGGGAUCACUCCAGUCUUGGGAAGAGCAGCCCUGCCACCUGUGCCCAGAUUCAGCCCCGGGAGGCCCAUGUCAGAUGCUGCUCCCAGAACAGUCAGGUAAUAAACGUUACAAA